AUGUUGGGCCGUCUCGCAACCCGCUUCGGAACUUCCUUGGCCGCCGUUCCUGCUCACUAUGUGCCUCCAAGUGUUCUCCAAGGCCGCUAUGACAUCAGCCACUUGCUGGGGAAGGGCCAGCAAUCCACAGUAUGGCAUGCUCACGAUCGAGAGCGGCAAGUCGAAUCCAAAGACACAUUUCUAAGUUACACUGAAAACUUGUGCAGCAACUGCGACGUCGCGAUUAAGAUAUUCACCUCUGAAAUGACUGCAAUACAAGGCGAUGAGGCGUUCGAGUUGGAGAUUGCCCAACGAAUAUCUCGGCUCCCAGACACGUGCACACUCCCUGGGCGACGCCAUCUCUUGACCUCUUCCGAUUCGUUUGCGGUCACUGGCAAUGGCGGUCGGUACCAAUGUCUCGUUACGGAGCUGCUUGGCGUGUCGUUGCUGCAUGACUCACUCUGUGGCCCGUCCGAGGCCCGCCGCCAGCUUCCCCUCCCCCUCGUGAAGACCAUCACGUUCCAGAUGCUUCAGGCGCUGCAGACGCUGCAUGACGAAUGUCAGGUGGUUCAUACAGACAUCAAGCACGAUAACAUUCUUCGCCGGCCUAGUGACGACUCUUUCAUACUCGCCGACUAUGGCUCCGGAAUGCCGCUCAGCGAGCUGUCUCGCUUUCCCGACCGCCAGCUGCAGCCGCCUGCGCUUCGCUGUCCCGAGGUCAUAGUCGGGUGUCCAUGGGAUACCAAGGCUGACAUCUGGAAUCUGGGGUGCAUGGUUUUUGAGCUGGCAACCGCUCGGCGCUUGUUCAACCCGUCUGGAACCGCACAAUAUUCUGCAGAGCAAUACCACCUCGCACGGAUCUACGCCACAUUCGUGCACGAGGACACCGAGGUUGAGCGCCUGCGAGACUCUUUAUUCUCCAAGGGGCGGCAUUUCGAUGCAUUCUUCCGCGCGCAUGGUGGCCUCAUCGUAUCUAUUGCCCGUGACCAUCACGAGUCUCUCAACGGCAUUCUCAAAGUUUACGGGAUCGAGUCCGCACCGCUUGAGAGUCUUUUGACGGACAUGCUCCGGGUGCACCCGGGUGACCGUCCAUCGGUGAAGGAGUUGUUGUCACAUCCUUUCUUUGCUCCAAACGGCAAAAAAAGCAGCACAUAA
Molecule: messenger RNA, 1134 nt
Organism: Mycena indigotica
Lineage: Eukaryota; Fungi; Basidiomycota; Agaricomycetes; Agaricales; Mycenaceae
Product: Kinase-like protein
Exons: 3
Coding region: 1-1134 (377 amino acids)
Biological process (GO): spliceosomal complex assembly; protein phosphorylation; regulation of mRNA processing
Molecular function (GO): protein kinase activity; ATP binding
Source: RefSeq, a predicted model, not a curated record